CUGGCACCAGCUUCGGUGCCUUAAGCUCCUCAACUUAUUACUCACGCGUCUCUCUCACAUUCAAACACCUUUAUAAAUACACCCCCUCGUCUCUCUUAACCCUACACCAUCAAAAAUAACUCACAUUUUUCUUUCUAUAAUCCUCUGCAUUUCUGAUAAUUAAAAAUGGGCUGUUCUUGCAAAAAUGGAGUAUCCAUGGCUGUUCUGGUAAUGGGCAUGUUCAUGGUCGGGUCAGUAGCGGGUAAUUUCUUCCAAGAUUUUGAUUUAACAUGGGGUGAUAAGCGAGCUAAGAUAUUUAACGGCGGCCAGCUUCUUUCUCUGUCGUUGGAUAAGGUUUCCGGGUCGGGUUUUCAGUCCAAGAAAGAGUAUUUGUUUGGGAGGAUUGAUAUGCAGCUUAAGCUUGUUGCUGGGAACUCUGCUGGCACUGUCACUGCUUAUUAUUUAUCAUCUCAGGGGGCAACACAUGAUGAAAUUGAUUUCGAGUUCUUGGGAAACGUAACCGGUGACCCAUACAUUUUGCACACAAAUGUGUUCACUCAGGGCCAAGGAAACCGAGAACAACAAUUCUAUCUCUGGUUCGACCCAACCAAAAACUUCCACACUUACUCCAUCAUCUGGAAGCCCCAACACAUCAUAUUCUUGGUGGACAAUACACCCAUAAGAGUAUUCAGAAAUGGAGAAUCAAUGGGUGUUCCAUUCCCCAAAAACCAACCAAUGAGAAUAUACUCAAGCCUAUGGAAUGCUGAUGACUGGGCAACAAGAGGAGGAUUAGUAAAAACUGACUGGGCCAAAGCACCAUUUACAGCUUAUUACAGGAACUUCAAUGUCAAUCCCUAUACUUCUUCUAAUUCAUUCUCAGACAAUGAUUUACAAACCAAUGAGCUUGAUGCUCCUGCUCGAAGAAGACUGAGAUGGGUUCAAAAAUAUUUCAUGAUUUAUAAUUAUUGUAGUGACUUGAAAAGAUUCCCUCAAGGUCUUCCUGUCGAAUGCAGACAUUGAUGAUCGAAAUAAUUCUGGUUUUUUUUAUGGUUUUUUUAAGGUUUAAUUGUUGAAUAAGUUAGUAAAUUCUUUGUUUUGUUGUUCUUUUGUAAUUCUCUCAUGUUAGGAGAGUGUUCAUGUUUGUAUAUUCUGUUUCAGAUAAUAAAAUUUCUUGUUUUUUUA
This is a messenger RNA of Mercurialis annua (annual mercury), 1161 nucleotides long. RefSeq names its product xyloglucan endotransglucosylase/hydrolase 2-like. Gene Ontology annotation, cellular component: apoplast; cell wall. Gene Ontology annotation, molecular function: hydrolase activity, hydrolyzing O-glycosyl compounds; xyloglucan:xyloglucosyl transferase activity. The coding region runs from base 166 to 999 and encodes 277 amino acids. Gene Ontology annotation, biological process: cell wall biogenesis; xyloglucan metabolic process. The record is from RefSeq and is a predicted model, not a curated record. The transcript is spliced from 3 exons. NCBI's taxonomy places the organism in Eukaryota, Viridiplantae, Streptophyta, Magnoliopsida, Malpighiales, Euphorbiaceae.